Acaulospora colombiana is the source of this 306-nucleotide messenger RNA. NCBI's taxonomy places the organism in Eukaryota, Fungi, Glomeromycota, Glomeromycetes, Diversisporales, Acaulosporaceae. The record is from the annotation of a GenBank genome assembly.
AUGCACCAGCACACCAAUCAACAAGGCCGUAGAAACCUCGAAGACAAUGCAUGGACCAAAUUGAGCUCGAGCGCCUUUUGUAAUAAUCAAGUCCUUGCCCGGUUAUUGUACGAAUUUUUAAAGUCGUCCGUCUACCUUAAUUUGAUUGUAGUGCAGUUCCCAACAUCUCAUCAAAAUGUCGUGAGAGCAAAAUAUUCAGGAGUUGACGAAUUAUUCGGGUUAAAGUUUUUAUGGAAUUCGACGAUCAUUUAUUUGUUGUUACCAUGCAUCAUUGUUCUCUUUCCUCACCGAUCUUCCCUGUCGUGA